GCCCCGGAACCGCUGCCAGUGGGACUCGUUAUCCCGCAGGGCUGGGUGGGGCGGAGCCCGGGCUGCGGCUGUGAGGACCCGAGCGAGCGGAGGUAGAUUCUCGGUUUGGAGGCGGGGGCUGCAGCCAUGGCAGUGCCAGUCCGCCGCUUCUCGCUGCUCUGCGGCCGCCUGGGCCAAGUGCCGGCGCUGGGCGGGAGCGCGGCGCAGCUCGUGGGGGUGCCAGGAGCGGCCGGGCGCACGUUCCGGGGCUUUCGGAGCAGCGGCGUGAGGACCAGCAGAGAGAAGAGAUUCCAUCUUCCAGAGGUUGCCACUGUCUGCCUCCCCACUUGUCCCCACCCUCAGUCAUCAUUUUUUAAAUGUAUAGUGACACAUUAGUUGUCUAGUUCUUCAUAGUAAAUGUGGUUUAAAUCUGACAUCCUUCCAGUUGACUUAAAAUUUGAACCUUAGUGUUAUUCUUAACUGAAAAUUGUCUUUGAGUUUGAUAAACUCUUCCCCCAAAGAUACUGUUUUAAAUUAACAAGUUUAUUGCCAGUAUCUGAGCUAUAUAGAGCCUUAAAUGACAAAGUAUAUUUGAUUAUUUUUUCAUAUUUUUGACUAUAUAUUUAUUAUAAUGGAACAUAUAAAUACUUUUUUAGUGGAGUUUUUUUGUUUUUUGUUUUUUGUUUUUAACAAGUAGAAUUUCAAAUAAUGUUUGAUGGAAUUUGAAAGUUACAAAAUCUUCACGUGUCAUUUAACAUUUUUCUCUCAAUGGUUUUUCCUUGAAGAUUUGCCAUGAGUUUUUUUUUUCUUCUUUACUCAUAAUAAAUGUGAUCUUAUUAAUUGUAAGAAAAUGUAUUUGGUGUCAAAGAAAUAAAUAAGCUCUUCUAUUUGUUGCAGCUUAUUGUUUCUUGAAAUGAAUGACCUAAACAGCCAAAAAGUUAAAAGUUAAAAAUUCUUGGUGAUUAAUUUUUUCCCAUUUUGCUUUGCUGUGUGAGAAGUUUACAAAUCAAAAUGUCCUUGGGUUUCAAACAUCAUAUGAGUCCUUGGCCCAGUGCUUUUCAGUUUAUGGAGCCAGGCAGCAAUCUCUCCCAUUUGGAGGGGAGGUCAUAGACCUUACAUUAAUGUCACGCUUCAAGCAGAUUUGCAGGUGUCCUACAACAGGGACUUCCUCCAACCCUGCUUUAUUUUAGAUCAUUCUACCUGAACUAAUUUGCAGUAACUAAACGGAUAUCCCAAGUGUUUGUUCCAUGUUUACCCUGUUGCUCAGUGAUUCCUAAAAAUCGUGAAUUUGGCUGAUCCUUUCUUUUUCUACCUCCUUCUAUAAUUCCUUUGAGCAUGUGUAAUAUUUUGGGUACUGCCCUACAGCUGUUUAUGGAAGCCUCACCUUUCUGUAUGUCUCACUGCCAAUGCUUUGUAAUUUUUGCAUCUUGGCUGGCAUUUUUUUUAUAAAAAAUCUACAUUUUUGGAGCUAGUAAAAGACACCGGCUUAUGUUAUUUAAAUAUUCAUGUCUUAUAGAGUGGGUGGUUGAAUUUAAUAAUUAAAAACAAAUUUUAUCAGUAAGGUUGUUCAUUUUUCUUCAGGUUCUCCCUUCUAGUACUUACUAUUUUCUAUCUCUGUAGUUGAAUUACUUCAUUAAAGACCCUUUUAUCGCGUGAGGCUUGAAGGACCCAGACUUCAAUUAGGAUCAACUAAAGCUGAUUUUCUACAGACUGAUUUCAGCCAAGAUACAGUUAGUCCCAAUGAUUAACAAAGGCAGUCUCUCAAAAUGAUAUUUCACUUUAUUGAUAAAUGUGGUAGGGAGUGUGGUUUUCCCAUCUUAAUGCCUUACCUAUUCUAAUGAAAAUGAGAUAUGAUAGCUAUCUCGCUACAAUUUUGAUUUCUAAGUGGUUCUUAUGUCAUUUUAAAUUUAGAACUUAAAUGUUUCACCAUUUAGUGACAUAUAUCUUAGUUUUAUGUCUGUGCCCCAGCUAGUCAGAGAUAAUAUGCUCUAAUAUAUUGUUUCCAAAAUCAAGUUUUCUGAUUACAGUGGAUCAGCAUAUGAAAAAUGGAGACUAAUAUUAAUCUCAGAUUUUGUCAGUCAUAGUUUUAGUAAUAAUUUAGCAAUUUCUUUAAAGACUCGAUCUUUGUUUUUCAAAUGCUUUGAAGUUAUGUUAUCUCUUCAUGUUAGUACCUUGAUAGUAUGAUAAAAACAACAGGGAAAAAAAGCACCGGUGAUCUUCCAUGCUCACAUCCUCUUGUGCAAUUCCAUGGAGCUCAGUGAAGAGUUUUAAAUAGUUUGGCUUAUAGAUGAUUAAUUUGUGUGAGGAGGUUUAAAGAGAUAGGAGUUUGGACGAAAGUUGAACUGUGAAUGGGAUAAAUUAAUGUUAGUAAUAAAUGAGAUUUUCUAUUAAGUGCAAUUUGCUUCAGAAAAAAACAUACCUAAAAGGUAUAAAACUUUGUAGUCAUAACAGAACUUAAUCCAAAUCUGAAUUAGUUUCACAGAACUCAGGGUUGUAUAUUAUUCUAAAAGGCUUAUCCAGCUGCUCCACUUAACCUUACAUCAUAAGCAUUUUCUGUGCUGCCAUUGUUUUGUUAAUAUUUUGUUGGCUGCAUCAUAUUAUAUUAGGUCAAUUGACCAUAAUUUAACCUAAUCAUCUUGCUGUUGUUCAAUGUUUAAUCCUGGGAACAUAUGAAAUAAUUUACUUUAAGAUUCAAGUCAUGUUCUCGUCAGCAUCAUACCAACCAAGUUUUUUCACUCAAUAUUCUGAACUCUAUCUAGGUGUAAUUAAUAUUAUUAAAGAGUGUGCCUAGAACUAAAAGACUAUCCAAAGAUUCAUAAUUCUAUA
This is a messenger RNA of Rhinolophus ferrumequinum (greater horseshoe bat), 2805 nucleotides long. RefSeq names its product methylenetetrahydrofolate dehydrogenase (NADP+ dependent) 2 like (gene MTHFD2L). The record is from RefSeq and is a predicted model, not a curated record. The transcript has 2 exons. NCBI's taxonomy places the organism in Eukaryota, Metazoa, Chordata, Mammalia, Chiroptera, Rhinolophidae. Gene Ontology annotation, molecular function: methenyltetrahydrofolate cyclohydrolase activity; methylenetetrahydrofolate dehydrogenase (NADP+) activity; methylenetetrahydrofolate dehydrogenase (NAD+) activity. Bases 127 to 375 code for a protein of 82 amino acids. Gene Ontology annotation, cellular component: mitochondrion. Gene Ontology annotation, biological process: tetrahydrofolate interconversion.